GAGAAAAAUUAAACUAGCCAUUAUCUCGUGAAGUAAUAGAAGCGCCAGCAGCAGCAGCAGCAGGAGCGUUUGAUAGCUGUGACUCUCACCAUUCACAUUAUUCAGUCAUUCACCACCACCACCACCACCAACCACACCACCAGCUCCCCCGUAUAUCUUGCUUUUCCCGAACCCCAAAAAAACAAAAAACCCAUUUUUCCAGCUAUAAAAUUAUGAUCUGGGCUGGUCUUAUUUCCUAGAGAAAUUUACUUCGCGUCCAUACAUAUUUACAUAAAGAAACAGGUACUCAUGGGGUCUGGUGAUGAUCAGCUAGGUUAUGAUCCGAGUCCUGCACCAAAACUCUCCUUGUUUUCACUUUCAAGCAAGCUACAUGAGUCGCCUGCAGGGAUGUUAACCCCGCCAAUCCAUACAUUAGCCUCAGUUCCAUUCAAGUGGGAGGAAGCACCAGGCAAGCCUAGACCUUCUUGCUUCACUCAAUCCAAGCCCAAGUUUGCUAGGUGCUUGGAACUGCCACCAAGGUUGUUAAAUGAGGCCAAGGUUAGCAACAUGCCUUCUCCAACAACUGUCUUCGAUGGACCUUACGUGCCUCGUUCCUUGUCUCUUGGAAAGGGAAGAUCAUUUAGCAACCUAGAGAAUUUGGGCUGCGGGGAGGUGAAUAGCAAAGAGAGGGUUACAUUUGGGUCUGGUAGGUGGGGAUUCUUCAGGAAAAAUAAUAAAGAAGUUGCUGCUCCGAGCCAUGGAGAUAUUGGUGUUAAUCAUGGAGGUGAAGCAGUUAGAGUGAAGAUCACAAGAAUUAGAAGAAGAUCAAGUUUCUUGGGGCUUUCUCACACAAGAUCACAUUUUUGGACAGACAUCUAUGAAAGCUUCAAGCAUGCGGUCCCAUGGACACGAAGGUAGAGCAAGAAGAUAGAAACUGAGAAAAGAAGAAGAAGAGCAAGCCUCGUCAGUACCAAAGUUCAAUUUCUCCUUGAUGAAUUAUUAAUUGUGCAGUCAAGUCACUACCUAUAUAUUUCCAUGUGGUGCUGUUCGUAGUUCUAAUUUUCUUCCUCGACCAUUGAAUUUGUGUAUAGAUAUAGAUCAAAAUCAAUAAUGUAACGCUUGUU
This is a messenger RNA of Populus nigra (black poplar), 1103 nucleotides long. RefSeq lists its product as uncharacterized. The record is from RefSeq and is a predicted model, not a curated record. The transcript is spliced from 2 exons. Lineage: Eukaryota; Viridiplantae; Streptophyta; Magnoliopsida; Malpighiales; Salicaceae. Bases 289 to 897 code for a protein of 202 amino acids.